AUGGGCCGACUUUCAUUCACCCAAUGCUUUGUGCUCUGCCUAAUCAUCUUCUGCUCCCAGACAUUACUCCUCGUAAGCGGUCGAGAAGCUCUUGGCACCUUGAAUGCCGGCCUCCCUUCCUCUCCGGCAAGACGCUUCGUUCCGCAUAGCUACAUCGUUGAGUUUGACCCCAAGCAAGUCAGUGCCCAGGACUACAAAGCUCACCUCGAUUCCUUCUACAAAGACUUGAAAGCGGCGAACCCCCAGUGGGAAGUCGAGCAUCAAUUCGAGUACGAUCUCCACGAUGUCUUCCUGGGAGCUUCCUUCUUCAUGAGACCCGCCGCCUCCAACAACAAGAGAGCCGAAGAUGCCCCGAGCGAUUCUCAUCUAACCGAAAUGGCAAUGAUGGUGAUGAACAAGUUAUCAAACCAUACUUCUGUCCAAAACACCUGGCGCGACAGUCUCAUUUCGCAUGCUCACGAGGGAGAGCGAAGCAAAUCAGCCGGCACCAUGAUCAAGGACCGUCCGUUCGUCAGACACAACAUGGCACACUCUCCCCGAAGGAAUGCCUCGACUGCAAAUUCGCAUUUUCGUCGCAAGCAGACUGGACAACUCGAUGAAUACCCACCUCACGUGCAACAGGGCAUCCACAUUCAGCAUCGUCUUGGCAACCUCGGACAGGGCGAGCUAGUGUGUGUCAUCGACGUUCCAGUCGACUAUACCAACCCCUUCCUCAAUGGUGGUGCCAAGGGCGCAUGUCUUGGCGAGGGCUGCCCCAUCGACAGCGGUGUCUACUACUUCGAGAAACCAGACAGUCAAAAUCCGCUUCCUCCCACUCCCCUGCCCAAAAUUGCUCCUACUACAGAGGAGACCUGCUUCCAUGGCACUCACGUCGCUGGCAUCAUCAUCGCCGACAACUCGGAUCUCUUCGUCGGUGCAUCGCCUGGCGCCAGGGUCGUUUCGAUUGGUGCCUUCCCUUGCGGUGAGGGGGCCACCAGAGACUCCAUCAUCAUCGACGCCUUCCUACAGGCCAAGAAGAAGCGCUGUACCAUCGUCAACGGUAGCUUCGGCACCGUUGGUGAAUGGCCUGGUGCUCCAACCACUAUUGCCGCAGAUCGCUUGGGUGCCCAGAUCCCUGUCGUCAUUAGCGCCGGCAAUAGUCGUAGUCUUGGCCCCUUCUCUUCCGGAUGUCCCGCUUGUGGAGACAAUGUCAUUUCUGUGGCUAGUGCUGAGAACAAGGACCUGUGGGGUAUCCCAUUGGUGGUAGACAGGCCCAUCUACGGCAACAGGACUGACACCGUAGUCGUUGAGACAUCCAUCUCCUGGACCUACAACGACACUUUGCUACUGCAAGAGUUACCUGUCUGGUUCACACCUGAGGCGAUCAAGGCAGGACGUAACCCUGGCUUCGAACAUUUACCUACUCCACUUUUCAUCGCCAAUUCCUCCAGUGCAUGUCUACCUCUCGGCGAUGAUGUUGGAGACCUGUCAAAGACUAUACCUAUCGUCUAUCGUGGUGACUGUUCAGUGCCUACCAAGAUUCUGGAGCUUCAAGCAAAGGGCGCCAGAACGAUGAUCCUUGUGGCCAACAACACCAUACCACGAGCCUACUUCAACCCCUCUUUCUUCGACAUGUUCCUAGGAAUCAUCGAAGCAGACGCAGCUGCAGCGCUGCUCAAUGCCGUCACAGACCGAGAGUUGAUCGCAUCCAUCAGCCCAGGAGAGCCUUACCGCUUUGACAAGAUACCCAACAAGGACGUCGGAGAGAUCAGCAACUUCAGCAGCAUGGGUCCUUCGAACCUAGGUCAGAUGAGGCCACACGUCACCGGCAUCGGCGGCUCGAUCCUGAGUACCCUGCCUGAGCCAGUGAGGCUCGGCGUACUGGAGGGCACCUCGAUGUCAUCACCAAUGAUUGCUGGCGCCGUUGCCCUGUACCGUAACAAGUACCCCAACGCAUCGCCUGCCAAGGUUCGCAAAGCACUUGUUCACCAUGGAUAUCCUGCUGUCACUACCAGCGGUGCUGGCGGCAAGUACGAGACACUUCACCUCGGAGGUGGCAUCGUCAACAUCACCGCCGCCAUCAAUGCCGAGACGGAUGUUCUGCCUCUGAGCUUUGACUUUGGUGACUCAAGCCAGAGCAAGCGCAUCUUCCACCAGGAGCUUCGCAUCAAGAAUGAAGGCACUACCAAGAAGACGUACUCUAUCGAUCAUGAGCCUGCGCAGAGCUACUGGGCACUGCAGGAGGGAGCACCACUCAAGAGGAAGGACCCUUCGUUCAUGGCGUUUAAGAAUCCCCCUGAUGCGAAUGAGGAGACCGCUCAUGUUGACAUUGCACACAAGACGAUCACGCUAGUCCGUCUCGUCUUUACUCCUCCGACUCAAGCACCUCGAUGGAACCUCUACUCUGGCUACAUCCGUAUCAGCUCAGGAGCUGAAGAGGCUCGAGUGCCCUACGGAGGUAUCGCCGGUGUGCUCAGUAGUGUCCCGGCUCUCCAGUCGGGCAUCAGCGCCUACAAUACCUCCCUGCCCGCUCUCUUUACGCCUGGGUUCAAAGAGCAGAUCACCAACGACACAACUGUCUGGGCACUGGACGAGAGCGACGAGACAAGUAUGCCUCUCUUUGCCUACGUUGUUCAGACUCCCUCCGAAAGGCUCUACAUCGACGUUGUGGCUGCCGAUAUCGACUAUCAGCCUACGCUUCCCAUCAUCGACGAUCCUGACAGUAGGCAGGGCUUCCUCUCUGAAUUCCCGCCUGAUCCCCCGUCUUCGAGAAGCAGCAGCAGGGGCGUCCCUGCCCUCACCGGCCAACCGGUGGCAGCUUUGAACAGCAGUAGCCACAGCGGCACUAGCAGUGGCAGUGGCAGUGGCAACGGCAUUGGCGAGAGCAAGGCGACGGGACCUAAGUCUUCGAAGUACGUCAAGAUCGCUGACGUCCCAGUGGUAGGACGUCUAGAUGCGGACAAUGAUAUCAUUCGCAAUUCGAUCUCCUCGAGGUCGAUUGACGCCACUGGCUUCUACCCUGCCUACCUGUCACGCUACCUCGACUCGCCUGAUCAGCCAGGCCAAACCAUCGAGCUACAACCUGGAAAGUACCGAGUACUCCUCAGAGCCCAUCGCUGGAACAGCAGCAAGAAUCCAGCAGACCUGGACCUCGAGGCCAACUAUGACUCAUUCCUCUCGCGGGUAUUCGAGUAUCGCCCAAAUGCACCAGGAAGGGGCAGCGGUGGUAGCAGCAGCAAGAGUGGAAAGGGUGGAAAGACUGGAGGAGGUGCUGAUGCGGAGCAGAAGUAG
Molecule: messenger RNA, 3270 nt
Organism: Microstroma glucosiphilum
Lineage: Eukaryota; Fungi; Basidiomycota; Exobasidiomycetes; Microstromatales; Microstromataceae
Product: subtilisin-like protein
Exons: 9
Coding region: 1-3270 (1089 amino acids)
Biological process (GO): proteolysis
Cellular component (GO): cytosol
Molecular function (GO): serine-type endopeptidase activity; tripeptidyl-peptidase activity
Source: RefSeq, a predicted model, not a curated record